AUGAACAACAAGUUCGACGCAUUGAAAGAUGAUGACAGUGGGGACCAUGAUCAGAAUGAAGAAAACAGCACACAGAAAGAUGGUGAGAAGGAAAAAACGGAACGAGACAAGAGUCAGAGCGGCAGCAAGAGGAAGGCUGUCGUCCCUGGGCCAGCCGAGCACCCCCUGCAGUAUAACUACACUUUCUGGUACUCCAGGAGAACCCCUGGCCGUCCCACCAGCUCACAGAGCUAUGAACAGAAUAUCAAACAGAUUGGCACCUUUGCCUCUGUGGAGCAGUUCUGGAGGUUUUACAGCCACAUGGUGCGUCCCGGGGACCUGACAGGCCACAGCGACUUCCAUCUCUUCAAAGAAGGAAUUAAACCCAUGUGGGAGGAUGAUGCAAAUAAAAAUGGUGGAAAAUGGAUAAUUCGACUGCGGAAGGGCUUGGCAUCCCGCUGCUGGGAGAAUCUCAUCUUGGCUAUGCUGGGGGAACAGUUCAUGGUUGGGGAGGAGAUCUGCGGGGCUGUGGUCUCUGUCCGCUUUCAGGAGGACAUUAUUUCCAUAUGGAAUAAGACUGCCAGCGAUCAAGCCACCACGGCCCGAAUACGGGAUACGCUUCGGCGAGUGCUUAACCUACCUCCCAACACCAUUAUGGAAUACAAAACCCACACCGACAGCAUCAAGGACAAUUCAAGCUUUCGAAAUACAAAAAUCACCUUGUGA
Messenger RNA from Rangifer tarandus platyrhynchus (Svalbard reindeer), 705 nucleotides. The record is from the annotation of a GenBank genome assembly. NCBI's taxonomy places the organism in Eukaryota, Metazoa, Chordata, Mammalia, Artiodactyla, Cervidae.